This is a messenger RNA of Coffea arabica (coffee), 1064 nucleotides long. RefSeq names its product outer envelope membrane protein 7. The record is from RefSeq and is a predicted model, not a curated record. NCBI's taxonomy places the organism in Eukaryota, Viridiplantae, Streptophyta, Magnoliopsida, Gentianales, Rubiaceae. Gene Ontology annotation, cellular component: chloroplast outer membrane.
AUGGCCAUCAUUGUGGUAUGGCGCUUUUUCUCCCGUGAGCGAGAAUUCGUGACGAAAAAAGAUUUUAAGUUUUUGUUUUUUUUUUGGGGUAGAGAGAGAGAGAGAGAUUGGCUAAGUAGGAGCCAAAUUGCUUUUGGGCCCAAGUAGGAGCCGUAUGUAGGAAUUUGCCAAUUGGUUAGCGCCAUCCCCUCGAAAGGGGCAUCAAUGUGUCUAUAUACUCGGAUGCAAGUCGGCGUAGCCCAAAACCCAGAAUAGCGAGACAGAGAUUCCACAAGCUAUAAUAGUAAGACAAGUGGUUAGCGUGUAUCUAUCAUAUCUAGUCGGCGCAGGGAAGCAACUUAAUCAAUGGCGAAGUUGAACUUAAACCCAGCAAAGUCGGCGGCGGUGGUGUUGGGAGCCCUUGCCAUGGGGUGGCUGACCAUAGAGCUCGCUUUCAAACCCUGGCUCCAGAGAGCUCGAGCGGCCAUGGACAAGUCUGAUCCCGCUCGUGACCCUGAUGACGUCAGCGACAGUGCUGAGAAAACGGACGAGGCCCGCGACGAGCCUCAUGCAUCCGACGCCGACAAGUGAUUACUUCUCCACAUACUUGUUGUUCAACGUGUAACUCAAUUUUCCGCUCUAAUCUGCUUAUGAAUGUUACUGCUACCGGUUCUAUGGUAGUAUUAGUCCAAAAAAAAAAGAAAAAAGAGAAAAAAAAGGUCAUAGCCUUCUCUGUUGCAGGAGAGAUGAGAUAACGAGUACCACCGCAGAAUUUCCAUUAAUACUUACUGGCAAGUCUAAUAUUUUGGAUGCAUCAUCAGCUGUUAUGGAUUGCCUCACUGAUUAAUUCAUAGAAUUUGAAUUUCUUUGUGUUGGCAAUCUUCUGUUUGUGUUUCUCGAUUAAGUGGAUCCUGUGCAUACUUGUUUUUAGGUUUAAUUAUUUAUUAGUCGACUUUGUUGAUUUUUAUAUUUUUUGGGGAUUUUAUAUAUAUGGACGGACUGUGGUAUGUAAGAUGUUAUCAGAGUAGCCUCGUUCAGGUAGCAAAAUUAGGAGGAUGCAAAGCAAUAAAUGCCUUUUGGAUUGA